AUGAUUCAACUCAAAUUACCACCAAUUCAAUUACCUACAAUUAUUAUUACAAAUACUAUUAAACACACUCCAUUUCAAACUAGAAAAAUUAAUGUCAAAACAAUUGAAGAAAAUAAAAGAGAAGAGUUAAUGAAAGAAUAUUAUAUAAUUUACCAAGAAAUAGAUGAAAUUGAACGUUAUAAUAAUAAUGGUUAUAUUGAAUAUGAUAAAUACAAAGAAAUAAUUACUCAAUUACUUCAUAGUCUUAAUACUCUUAAAGAGAAUAGAUUUGCUGUUGGAAUUGACAGUAGAAUGAAAGAGUUUAUUAAUGAUUUAGUUCUAGCAAAAAAAAGAGUAGAGAAAGGAGUUCCAAAUAGUUGUAGUAAAAUUAAUUUGGUAAUGUCAUUAAUAAAAGCACCUAAACAAUGGAAUGAUCUAAUGGAAUUCCAGAAAUAUUUAUUCAAAUUACUUCAUGCUACAUCAGAUUUUAAUCUUGAAGGAAUACAGUCUAUUCAUGAUAAAAUUAAUUUCUUAAUCUCUUUACAAAAAAUACCUCCUAUUGAUACUAUUAGUCAAAUAGAACAAGAAUUAAUUAAUCUUAUUCAAAAAAAUUCAAUUUAA
Entamoeba histolytica HM-1:IMSS is the source of this 600-nucleotide messenger RNA. RefSeq lists its product as uncharacterized. Bases 1 to 600 code for a protein of 199 amino acids. The record is from RefSeq and is a predicted model, not a curated record. Lineage: Eukaryota; Evosea; Mastigamoebida; Endamoebidae. The transcript has a single exon.